AGAUGGCGGCUAGCGACGGCGGUGAUUAUCAAAAUGAACUCCACAGACGAGUUCAGCACAAGAUUGCAGGUCAUUACCUCAAAGCAAUGCAGCCAGAUGAGGCUCCAGAGGAUAAACUUAAAAUGGACUCAGAAACAAGGAGGAGGUUUGAAGACAAAUAUGGAAAAUAUAAGAGGAAUCUCACUAGCUCUCCAUACACAAUACAAAAUGUAUGUUGGCUGAUCGUGUCGAUGGCUGUUUUUUAUUACACAGAUUUUUACCUGGUUUUACGCUAUGAUCCAAAAGUUAAUAGAUUCUGGCUCAAUAUUGGUCUGCUGCUGAUUGGGGUUAAUGUGUCCAUUGCCUUGUUCCUUAUCCUCUGGCUGAAUUAUGUGAAGAAACUGACCACUGACCAAUGGGAGAAGAGGUACCCGGCUGCCAUCCCCAUAGCAACUGCAUGUUUCAUCUUGGGUGGGAUUUUACUGACUGUGGGCCUGUGGCCAGUAUGGAGGAUCCUCACUCCCGUUAUCCUGGCUGUUCUCUUCAUGGGAUUUGUGGUGACAGUGGCCAUGUUCCCCAACUUCUGAAGCCAAACCACUUCCUGCAAGCCUUUAAGGGACUACAGCAGACAGGGUGAUGAAGCUGCUACAUAACCCCAGGACCAGCCACAAUUACAUCUGCCAUAUCUCUUCCAGAACAAAGGUGGUUAGAACAACCGUGAAAUACCAGAAAAUGUUUCCCAAGCUAGUACUGUUGUUUUUAAAGCACCCCAAUGGCCCAAACCAAGUUUGUCUUGCGUUAGAACUGCCCACAUUCAGCUGUGUGAAGGGAGCCCUAAAAGACCUGGCAUUCUUCAUGGCCUGAGCCUGAAAGUAAUAUAUCACCUGCUUCAAUUCCCUGUUUGUGAUGGCUGUGGAGAACGCUUUACAGGAAUCCUCUGUUAAGCUAGAUGAGAACUCUCACUAACUGAUGGCCGUUUUGUGGUUUAAACACAGCCUUGAUGAAGUUGGGACAAAGUGGCCAAGAGAUUCCAAGAGUUAUUCUGUAUCCCCCAUUUGCACUGAUUCAGUGAUUUUAGGACGUGGAUUGUUUCUGUCUUAGCAUUCCCAGAGGCUGUAGAUUCACUUGCUCAUUGAGACCCGCCACCCACGGUGUUCAGGAGAGUGCCAUUAUGUGCAAGUGGCUAUGUGAAAUCUGUGGCUGAAUCUAGUUAAUUUGUCAGUCCAUCACUCUGUCUGUAGCUCAGAGAAGGCAGUGAAGAAAUUAUUUGUAUAUCUGACAAUAAACUCUCUGCCCUUGAUCAGGUGUCCCCUCAAUCAGUUCUUGAUCGACCUCUUUCUAAGCAUUAUACUUAUCAGUGCUUUAUUCUCAAAUUGUCCGUCACUGUGUGCUCAGCUAAUGCAAAGCCAUCUUCAGCUAGUUUCCCUUCCUGACAAAGUUAACUAACCUAGCCUAUUGCUAUUCUUGUGGUGGCCUUGAUAUAAGCAUGGAGAAAAUACUAAUCUUCUAUUUCAUUUUGGUCACGGAUGUCGUUGUUUUACCCAAGACGUAUGAGCUGGUGGCUUAAGGUGGCGCAUGCAGCCGAGCCAAGUGUGUAUAAUGUAAUAAGCUAAGCUUGCAUAGAAGAGUAAAUGUUCUCAUUGAUAUAAAGGAGAACCUAAAAUGGCAGAUUGAUUUAUGGAAUAUCUGUAUUUGAAACAGUGAUAUAUCAUACACAUAUAUCUCUUUGACUGUGUCGAAGUGGAGUGUGGAGCGCACAGACACUAUCACCCUUACCAGAUCCAAGGAAAAUCAAUUUCAAUUUUGUUUGUAGCUUGGAGCAUUACUCCCAACCUGAACAACUUUGAUAAGGUUGCAAAGUCCUUUGAUUUAUGCAUUAAGUAUUGCUCUUCUUCAUACUCUGUGCGAAGCCUCUUUAUCCUUUUUUGAAGCUUCAGAAUGAGAAUUUGUAUUUGUGUUCUAGUUGCGCGUUGCCUAACAUCCUUCACAGAAAGGUUACGUUGUUACUGAAGUUUUACUGUACCUUGUAAACACAACAUAUGAAAGGUCAAGAUAACUGGUUGUUCCUUAAGUUUCACUGUGCAAUGUAAAUAAAUGUUGAGAUGAGAUAUGUUUCUUACAAUCACCAGUCUGUUUGCCUUGUUAUUGACUUGUGUCUGUGAUACAUUUCUGUGCAGUAAUGAAUAAAGAUGUUGUUUUUUUUCAUUUAUUUUAUG
Liolophura sinensis is the source of this 2195-nucleotide messenger RNA. RefSeq names its product transmembrane protein 128-like. The coding region runs from base 3 to 566 and encodes 187 amino acids. The record is from RefSeq and is a predicted model, not a curated record. NCBI's taxonomy places the organism in Eukaryota, Metazoa, Mollusca, Polyplacophora, Chitonida, Chitonidae. The transcript is spliced from 4 exons.